Brassica napus (rape) is the source of this 2135-nucleotide messenger RNA. RefSeq lists its product as uncharacterized. The record is from RefSeq and is a predicted model, not a curated record. NCBI's taxonomy places the organism in Eukaryota, Viridiplantae, Streptophyta, Magnoliopsida, Brassicales, Brassicaceae. The transcript is spliced from 2 exons. Bases 885 to 2135 code for a protein of 416 amino acids.
GGACGAAGUUCAAUCUUGAACACGGCUGGAGGGAGUUGAGGUUUGAUCAAAAGUGGAGAUCCAACUCUGUCUCAAAAGAUGGUGCAAAGGAGAAACGGAAGGAAGCUGCAGAGUCAGUCCCUGACUCGGAUGAGGCUAGGCCUCCUGGUGUUAAGGCUUGCAAAGCAGCCAAACGCAAGAAAAAGGGGAAUGAAGCAGCCUUUGAUCGACUAGAAACCAUUCUAGACUUAAAACGCAACCUAGCAAAACAAAAAAAUUCUAGAUCGUCUCCUCUCUAAGAAACAUGAAACUCUAACUGAAAGUGAGGUGGCUCUUAAGGAGAAACUCGUUUCUGAGAUGCUCUAGGUGAUAAUUUGACAACUGCUUGUGCUUAGUUGAGGAUUUUCUUAGUUCAUUAGUUGAUUCUUUUGUUCAUUACUUGAUAACUUUGUUCAUUACAUGAUGAUUUUGCUGAUUACUUGACUUUAACUUAUAUUCUUCUGUCUCGUUUUACAGGUGAAGGUUGUUGGUUGUGGAGGUCACGGGUUCUACAAGGUUUGUUGGUUCUACAGGUCACGGGUUGUUGGUUGUGGAGGUCACGGGUUCUACAAGGUUUAGUCUGAGGUUGAUGGGUCAUCUCACGGGUUGUACUACUGAGAAAACAUGUGCUCAGUUCACGGGAGAAACUCGUUUGUUUUUUUUUUUUUAAUGAUGUACUUGUCGCGGAUGAUGUCAAGAAAGACACUAUAUAAUCUAUCUCUCAUUUUAUGCAUUGCUCUCAUCUUCAUCUCGAUCUAUUCUCUCAAAACAAUCAGAACAAAACCAUCUUUCCAAUCUCUUCUCUGUAAUUAAUCACACAACAACACUGAAGCACACAUAAGCCCACAUCUCGAAUUUGCCAAAUAAUGUCGUCCUCAUCAUCCGAUGGAGUAGAUGAAGCUUUUGAAGAAUAUUUUGACGAAGAAUUUGAUAAUAUCCUCAACUCCCUACUUGAUGAACAAGCCACCAACCCAAAGAAACGGAAUUAUAUCGAAAGAGAUCGGGAACAAGGCCACAUUCAACUAUGGAACGACUAUUUUGACGAAAAUCCUACUUACACAACGGACAUGUUUAGGCGGCGUUUUAGAAUGAACAAACCAUUGUUCCUUCGCAUUGUCGAGCGGCUAACUACAGGUGUUACGUACUUUCAGCAACGAGUAAAUUCUCACGGAAGGAAAGGGCUCUCACCACUUCAAAAAUGUACGGCAGCUAUACUUAUGCUCGCAUAUGGUCAAUCGGGAGAUACGUAUGACGAAUAUCUUCGACUCGGUGAAAGUACUGCUCUUUUAUGUUUGGAACAUUUUACUAAUGGGAUAAUACACUUUUUUGGUGAUGAGUAUCUAAGAAUACCUACGGCAGAAGAUCUUCAACGAUUACUCGAUAUUGGAGAGGCACGCGGGUUUCCCGGGAUGAUUGGCAGCAUUGAUUGUAUGCAUUGGGAGUGGAAAAACUGCCCAACGGCUUGGAGAGGGCAGUACACACGAGGUUCAGGAAAGCCGACAAUUGUCUUAGAGGCUGUGGCAUCAGAAGAUAUUUGGAUAUGGCACGCAUUUUUCGGAUUACCAGGUACCCUUAACGAUAUCAAUGUUCUUGAUCGGUCUCCUGUUUUUGAUGACAUCAUAAAAGGUCGAGCACCUACAGUUAAAUUCAAGGUCAACAACCACACUUACCUUACUGACGGAAUUUAUCCAAAUUGGUCGACAUUUAUCCAAUCUAUCUCACUUCUUCAAGGUGAUAAAGCAGAGCUGUUUGCUAAACAUCAAGAAUCCACCAGAAAAGAUGUCGAACGAGCUUUUGGGGUAUUGCAAGCGAGGUUUGCAAUAGUCAAAAACCCAGGCCGACUAUGGGACAAGGAAAAGUUAGGGAAGAUUAUGAGAUGUUGUAUCAUAUUGCACAAUAUGAUUGUGGAGAACGAACGAGGAAAAUACAGUCUAACUGAUACUUCUCAGUUCGAGUCAGGAGAGUCGAGCAGAGGUUCGAAGGUCACAAGGCGAGAAAGUUUGCAUUCCACUAACAUGCUAGGCAUGCGCAAUGAAGUUCGAGAUUCAGGAAAACAUGAACGUUUGAAAGCUGAUUUAGUUGAAAAUGUAUGGCAAACAUUUGAAAACGAUCAAUAA